AUGCAACCAGAGAAGAGUGCCCAGACUUUUAGUUCUAAAUUUCGGCAAGGUUCUUUCACCUACGAUGUUAAGCGAGAGGUGUACAACGAGGAGAUCUUUCAACAGGAACACAGAAAGAAGGCCCCUUCCUCAGGGAACCUGGACAUCGACAUCACCACCUUCAGACACCAUGUCCAGUGCCGGUGCCACAAAAUAGUGGUUAGGAGCAAGACUCUGAAGCCAUACUACUUGAGUUUGAAUCCCAGUUCCACUGCUUCCCAGCUGCAUGACCUUGGCUGCUCAUGGCACAAGUGCAUAAAAUGCAUGCUUAUGAUCUUUCCCUUCCUAGACUGGGUAUGUUUGUAUCGAUUCAAGGACUGGCUUCUUGGAGACUUAAUUGCUGGUAUAAGUGUUGGCCUUGUGCAAGUUCCCCAAGGCCUGACGUUUAGUUUGCUGGCAAGGCAACUGAUUCCUCCUCACAAUGUCUGUUAUGCAUCUUUCUGUUCUUCAGUAAUUUAUGUAAUUUUUGGAUCAUGUCAUCAAAUGUCUGUUGGUUACUUCUUCCUUGUGAGUGCUCUGAUGAUCAAUGUCCUGAAAUUGAACCCAUUCAACAGUGGCCACCUGGUAUUGGGAACGUUCAUCAAGGAUGACUUUUCAGACCCCUCCUUCUUUAUGGCUUAUAAUAAAUCCUUGAGUGUGGUGGCAUCCACAACUUUUCUGGCUGGGAUUAUUCAGCUAUCAAUGGGCAUGUUAGGUUUUGGUUUCAUUGCCACUUACCUUCCGGAGUCUGUCAUCAGUGCUUACCUGGCUGCCACAGCACUACACAUCAUGUUGUCCCAGCUGACUUGUAUCUUCGGGAUUAUGAUUAGUUUCCAUGCUGGUCCAGUUGCCUUCUUUUAUAACAUAAUUAACUACUGUGUAUCUCUACCAAAAGCUAAUUCCACGAGCAUCCUACUAUUUCUAACUGCUGUAGUCGCUCUGAGAAUCAACAAAUGUAUCAAAAUUUCUUUUAAUCGUUAUCCCAUCGAGUUUCCCAUGGAAUUCCUACUGAUUGUUGGCUUUACUAUAAUUGCAAACAAGCUAAGCAUGGCUACAGAAACCAGCAAGACGCUCAUUGAAAUGAUUCCUUAUAGCUUCCUGUUUCCUGUAAUACCAGAUAUGGACAUUCUUCCCAAGGUUAUUUUACAAGGCAUCUCUUUAGCUUUAGUGAGCUCCUCUCUACUCAUAUUUCUAGGCAAGAAGAUUGCCACUAUCCAUAACUACCGUGUCAAUUCAAACCAGGAUUUAAUAGCCAUUGGCCUUUGCAAUGUCAUCAGUUCAUUUUUCAGAUGUUGUGUGUUUACUGCUGCUGUUGCCAGGACUGUUAUCCAGGAUAAAUCUGGAGGAAGACAACAGUUUGCAUCUCUGGUAGGCGCAGGUGUGAUGCUGCUGCUGAUGGUGAAGGUGGGACGCUUUUUCUACCGACUGCCAAAUGCCGUGCUGGCUGGUGUUAUUCUGAGCAACGUCAUGCCCUACCUUGAAACCAUUUCCAACCUACCUAAUCUGUGGAGGCAGGACCAGUAUGAUUGUGUUAUAUGGAUAGUGACGUUCUCAUCUGCCAUUUUUCUGGGACUGGAUGCUGGACUACUUGUUUCAGUAGCUUUUGCCUUCUUUAUCAUCACAGUUCGGUCACACAGAGCUAAGAUUUACCUCCUGGGCCAGAUCCCUAACACCAACAUUUAUAGGAGCAUCAGUGACUAUCGGGAGAUUAUGAGCAUUCCUGGGGUGAAAAUCUUCCAGUGCCGCAACUCCAUUACGUUUGUAAACAUUUACCAACUGAAACGCAGGCUGUUAAAUGAAAUUGAUAUGAUAAGGGUGCGUCUUAAAGAAGAAGAAGUUUUCAGCCUGUUUACUCAUAGUGGUCAUACCAACAGAGGGGCAGAAAGGGGGUGUAACUGCUUCUGCAACUGUGAUGAGCCAGAGCCACCAGCCAGGAUUGUCUACACAGAACGAUUUGAACGUAAAUCGGGUCACUCUUCCUCCUCCAUUAACCUAGUCCGCUGCUCACGCUUCGAGAGCAUGACCACAAACCAGUCUACAUCUGAUGAGCAAGUGCCAUACACAGUAUCUUCCACGUCUCAGAGGAAUCAAGGUCAAAACUUGGAGGAGGAGAAAGUCUGGGUUCCUAAUAACCCCCUGAGAAACAGCUUGCCACCACUGCCUGAUGCUGCUGGAAGUCAGGGGAGGAGUAGAUCGCUCCUGCCUUACUCAGAGGCUUCUCUUCUGCCCACCACCUACACCAUCAUCCUGGAUUUCUCCAUGGUCCAUUUUGUGGAUUCACGGGCUUCAGUCAUACUAAGACAGAUGUGCAAUGCUUUCCAAAACGCCAACAUUUUGGUGCUCAUUGCAGGGUGUCACUCUUCUGUGAUCAGGGGAUUGGAGAGGAAUGAUUUCUUUGAUGCUGGCAUCACCAAGGCCCAGCUGUUCCUCACCCUCCACGAUGCUGUGCUGUUUGCCUUAUCAAGGAGGAUGCCAGACUCCUCCGAGUUAAGCAUGGAUGAAUCUGAGACAGUGAUUCAGGAAACCUACUCAGAAAAGAAUGAAGAACCAAAGUAUCGUAUGAACAGUAGUAAUCUGGAAAUCCUGAAAAAUACAAGUCCAGGCUUCAGGGCUUUAAUCCUGGAGCCAGAAGUAGAGGAAGCAGUGGAAGAGUCAGAGCUAGAGCCCACGCUUGAGUCAGAACAAGAGAAUGAGCUGGAUUUGGACCUAGGCCUGGAUCCGGAGCUGGAGCCUGCAUCUGAGCUGGAGGGUGAGCCUGAGAUGGAUCUGGAGCUGGAGAUGGAGACAGAGAUGGAGCCUGAGCCUCAGCCCAAAUCCAGGCCAAGGGUUCAUACUCAUUCUCCACAGUACCACCGGUCUCCGUAUCCCAGUUCCCAGCCUCAGACUCAGCCUCAGACUUGGUCAGUGGAGAGGAGGCAUCAACAUAUGGAUUUACACUCAUCCAAGGGCAAUGAUACUGAGGAUCCCUGGGAGGAAGACUGGAUUUAA
This is a messenger RNA of Trichechus manatus latirostris (Florida manatee), 3006 nucleotides long. RefSeq names its product solute carrier family 26 member 8 (gene SLC26A8). Gene Ontology annotation, cellular component: plasma membrane. Gene Ontology annotation, biological process: transmembrane transport. The transcript is spliced from 20 exons. The coding region runs from base 1 to 3006 and encodes 1001 amino acids. The record is from RefSeq and is a predicted model, not a curated record. NCBI's taxonomy places the organism in Eukaryota, Metazoa, Chordata, Mammalia, Sirenia, Trichechidae. Gene Ontology annotation, molecular function: sulfate transmembrane transporter activity; chloride transmembrane transporter activity; bicarbonate transmembrane transporter activity.